CUACAAAAGUACAAAAGCAAGCACUCCCAGUCUCUUUAAAACAAAAAAAAACAAAAAAAAAAAAGUUACAUGCUGCAUUCAAUUUCGCCAGGAUGAGUGUGUUUCGACGAAGAAAAGCAUAUAAUAUACGGAGUAAUCCACAUUCUCCCAACUUUCUUUUCUGGUAGGCGGUCCGAAACAAUCAAGACAAUUACUCCUAUAACUUAAUUGUUCAAUAUCGCUGCAAUCAUCCCAACGAGAUCGAUCACAAUCAAGUCCAUAAUCGCCGGAUUUUCUCAAAAAUUUGAUCUUCUUGAGAAAUAAUGAACGGGAUGAUGGAUCCGGAGCUGUUCAGAAUCGCUCAAGAGCAAAUGAGUCGUAUGUCACCCGCUGAGUUGGCUCGGAUUCAGCAGCAGAUGAUGUCAAAUCCCGAAUUGAUUAGAAUGGCUUCUGAAAGCAUGAAAAACUUGAGGCCAGAGGACCUGAAGAAUGCUGCUGAACAGUUGAAACACACCCGGCCAGAGGAGAUGGCCAAUAUUGGUGAGAAGAUGGCCAAUGCAUCGCCUGAAGAAAUAGCUUCUAUGCGCUCCCAUCUAGAUGCACAGAUUACUUAUGAAUUCAAUGCUUCUCAGAUGCUCAAGAACAAGGGGAAUGAACUUCAUAAGCAGGGAAAGUUUGAUGAGGCCUCACAGAAAUAUUUGCUUGCAAAGAAAAACUUGAAAGGCAUUCCUGCAUCAAAAGGCAGGAAUCUCUUAAUGGCAUGUUCUCUCAAUUUGAUGUCGUGUUACUUAAAGACCGGACAUUAUGAUGAGUGCAUAAGGGAAGGUACCGAGGUUUUGGAAUAUGAUACAAAUAAUGUUAAAGCCCUUUACCGGAGGGGCCAAGCUUAUAAAGAACUCGGACAUCUUGAAGAUGCAGUGUCUGACUUAACCAAGGCACAUGAAGUUUCUCCUGAUGAUGAAACUAUUGAAGAUGUCCUAAGAGAUGUUAAGGAAAGAUUGGUGAAACAAGGCAGCAGUGGGCGUGCUUUAAAAAAGUUGGUCAUUGAAGAGAUAAGUGAAGAGGAGCCAACUGUAACUUCUAAAAAACUCGAAAGUUCAAUGUCUGAAUGUGUUUUAUCCCAAUCACAUGGAACAGAAGGAGAAGCUCAAAGUUCUGACCAUUUGCAAGCAUUAAAAGAUGACCCUGAAUCAGUCAGAUCCUUCCAAAACUUUGUUUCUCAUGCGGAUCCAGAGACCUUGGCUGCCUUGAGUGGUGCAAAGGCUGAAGGCAUACCACCAGAUAUGGUGAAGACUGCCUCCAAAGUUAUUGAAAAGAUGUCUCCAGAAGAACUCCAAAGAAUGGUUCAAAUGGCUUCCUCAUUCCAAGGACAUGCCUCAUUUACAAAAAGCAGUGACUCAAACUCAAACAGUGAUAGAUUUGUUCCUGGUUCCGUACCACCAAAUAUGACGCCUGACAUGAUGAAAAUGGCGACUGAUAUUAUAAGCAAGAUGUCUCCCGAAGAUCUCCAAUCGAUGUUUCAAAUGGCAUCAUCUAUGAAAGAAAAGAAUCUUGCAACAACCUCUGCAGCAGUAUCAUGUUCGAGUGAACAGUCAAGAACUCAAGAUGUUCUAGACAAAUUCAAAGCUACUAGUAGCACACCUGAGGGUCAUUCAAUUUUAAGAAACGACCCGAAUUCUACUUUAUCAAGUUCAACUACUGAUCUGCAAGAACAAAUGAGAAACCAAAUGAACGAUCCAGCUAUGCGGCAGAUGUUCUCUUCCAUGAUAAAAAAUAUGAGCCCAGAGGUGAUGGCUAAUAUGAGUAAACAAUUUGGACUUGAGCUUUCCCAGCAGGAUGCAGAAAAAGCACAGCAGGCUAUUUCAUCUUUGUCACCAGAAGGCUUGGACAGACUGAUGAAAUGGGCAUACAUAAUUCAAAGAGGGGUAGAAGGUGCAAGGAGGACUAAGAACUGGAUUUUGGGAAAGCCUGGCAUGAUCUUGGCAAUACUUAUGCUGCUCUUGGCCAUCCUUCUCCACUGGCUCGGUUUCGUUGGCCGUUAGUUCUUUUUUAACCAUUGCAGUAUUUACGACCGGCGGCAAAAGGUGACACCGUGUUUACUAUGAUGAGUAUAGAAUGUGAAAAAAUAACAACCAUUUUCACUGAACGUGUUUUUUUUUUGAAAUGGAAAGUAUUAUUAUUUGACAUUUGUUUUUGUGUAAUUAUAUUUUUAUAGCAUUUUGAUGGGUAGUACAAUGGAGAAUAUAUUUGCUUUGUGUGG
Molecule: messenger RNA, 2239 nt
Organism: Cuscuta campestris
Lineage: Eukaryota; Viridiplantae; Streptophyta; Magnoliopsida; Solanales; Convolvulaceae
Source: the annotation of a GenBank genome assembly